Molecule: messenger RNA, 1108 nt
Organism: Xiphias gladius (swordfish)
Lineage: Eukaryota; Metazoa; Chordata; Actinopteri; Istiophoriformes; Xiphiidae
Product: tropomyosin alpha-3 chain-like
Exons: 9
Coding region: 357-1106 (249 amino acids)
Biological process (GO): actin filament organization; muscle contraction
Cellular component (GO): actin filament
Molecular function (GO): actin filament binding
Source: RefSeq, a predicted model, not a curated record
CCGGAAGAAGGUGUUGCCCUGAGUUGGGAGUUGGCUGGAUCAGGAAGCGGCGGGGACCAGAACACUCACUCAGAACACUCAGAACACUCAGAACACUCAGAACACUCAGAACACUCAGAACACUCAGAACACUCAGAACACUCAGAACCAGAGACAGAGACCAGAGUCUGUGAGCCGGUUCAGACAGUUUAUAAAACUUUAUUGAGUUUAUAAAGUGAGACAGCAGCUCCGCUCCGUUAGCCGCUAACAGCUAACAGCUAGCCCGCUGCUAACCGGGAAGUGACUGGUUCAGGUGGAACUCGGGCUCGAACCACAGGUGUGUUUUCUUCAGAGGACUCGGACAGAAGAAGAAGAAAAUGAGUGGAGGAGUGAACAGCAUUGAGGCCGUGAAGAAGAAGAUCAAAGUUCUGCAGGAGCAGGCGGAGGAGGCUGAGGAGAGAGCAGAGAGACUGCAGAAGGAGGUGGAGAAGGAGAAGAGGAGCAGAGAGGAGGCAGAGGCAGAGGUGACAUCUCUGGGUCGUCGUCUGCAGCUCAGUGAGGAGAAUCUUGACAGAGCUCAGGAGAGGCUGGCCACUGCCCUCCAUAAACUGGAUGAGGUGGAGAAAGCUGCCGACGAGAGUGAGAGAGGUAUGAAGGUGAUAGAGAACAGAGCUCUGAAGGACGAGGAGAAGAUGGAGCAUCUGGAGGUUCAGCUGAGAGAGGCCAAACAGAUUGCUGAAGAGGCUGAUCGGAAAUACGAGGAGGUGGCUCGUAAACUGGUGAUGGUGGAAGGAGAACUGGAACGAGCUGAAGACAGAGCUGAGCAAGCUGAGAGUAAGUGUCGAGUGUUGGAGGAGGAGCUGAAAACUGUCUUCACUAGUUCAAAGUCCCUGGAGGCCCAGGCUGAGAAGUAUUCUCAGAAGGAGGACAGGUAUGAAGAGGAAAUCAAGAACUUGAGCAGCAAACUCAAAGAGGCUGAGACCAGAGCAGAGUUUGCCGAGCGUUCAGUGGGCAAACUGGAGAAAACUAUCGACGACCUGGAAGAUGCUCUGACUUCGGCCAGAAAUGCUAACAUGGAGCUUCAGGCGACUCUGAAUCAGACCAUGGAAGAACUCAAUGCCUGCUGAAC